Messenger RNA from Acipenser ruthenus (sterlet), 1139 nucleotides. RefSeq names its product unique cartilage matrix-associated protein. Gene Ontology annotation, cellular component: extracellular matrix. The record is from RefSeq and is a predicted model, not a curated record. Gene Ontology annotation, biological process: embryonic skeletal system development; regulation of osteoblast differentiation. The transcript is spliced from 5 exons. Lineage: Eukaryota; Metazoa; Chordata; Actinopteri; Acipenseriformes; Acipenseridae. The coding region runs from base 16 to 513 and encodes 165 amino acids.
CUGCCUAUCAAACACAUGAGGAAUUUCCAACCCAAACCGGUAGACUCACUUCAUUCACCAUUGUUCUGGUCCCUCAGUGAGAGCUCUGCAAAAAUGAACUGGAAUCAGAUCAUCUUCAUCUCUUUGAUUGCAACGGUUUUAAUACUGGCAAUUGCCAAUGAAGCUGAAAGUGCAGCUGUCCGAACUGACAAGUCAGACAUUAAGAGAGAGGAUGGGGAAAAUAUGAAAAAGAGGAUCUUCAUGCAGGAAUCUGAAGCAACCGCCUUUUUAAAACGACGUGGCAGGAGAUCCACAAAGUCCAAGGAUGAAGUGAAUGCUGAGAACAGGCAGAGACUAGCUGCGGACGAGCGCAGGAGGGAGUACUAUGAAGAGCAGAGAAAUGAAUUUGAAAACUAUGUAGAGGAGGAGCGUGACGAGCAGCAGGAGAGAAACCGUGAGAAGACUGAACAGUGGCGUGAAUACCACUACGACGGCCUCUACCCAUCUUACCAGUACAACCGCCACCACAUUUAAACCCUGCACUGAACACAAUCGCCAAAAAAGGACAUCAUGCCAGAGAUCUACAUCUCACUAAAAUGUGCGGAUACACAUGUUUAUAAUAUUUAAAACAAUUAAGCAUACCAUAUCAGCUUUAAGAAGGAAGAAAAAAAAAAGUAUAUAGCUUUUGAUAGUGCAUUGCUUUAGCUAAUAUAGCCAUUUCAGCCUUCAGAAACUUGUUUUGUAAAAAUUUAACUAGACUGAUAUCAAAUAUUGUAAAAUAUGUAGAUUUAAAGGCAAUGGUGUAUUAAUGGUUUUUGUAUAAAGGUAAAAAUUUAUGGCACAAGCUCUAAGAAAACAAAAAGUUUAUCUAGCUGUGUAAAAAAGGUUCAAGGCAGUUUAUGCUAGAGGUUGUGAAAAUUGAUUCUUUUGAAAUGGAGGACUCAAUAAAAUUAUCUAAAGUGUAAAGCUGUGUGAAGGUACCUAAAUCAUGUCUUGAACUGAUAGGCUUAUUGUUUUUUUUAAUUAACUUUUGAAAAUGACAUUAGAUGCAGUCAUCUUGUUUGGACAUCUUUGUGCUUAUAACAUAAUGUGAUGUGAAGACUUAUUGUAUACAGUCUGUAUUACAAACCAUGUAUAAUAAAUACUCUAACCUCAGCAAA